AUGGAGAAGGCGCCGAAACCUUUGACACGGAUUCUUCCACUUUGGAUCGAGGUUUGGCUGGUGAUGUCAGCAGUCAUUUGUUUUCUUGAUGUUAUGUUCACCAUGCUUCGUCCUCAUACCACUGAAGGAUUUCUUUCCAGCCUCUACCUGCCAUGGAACUUAUAUGCCAGUGUAGACGUUCGCUAUGCCGAUGAAAAAGACGUCGUGACUUGCGGUACAGGACGAGUGAUGCUCAUCGAAAUUGUGAUGAAUCUGAUUGCAGUGGUUAUGUCUCGACGAUUAUCGCGUCAUGCGCUUUUGACAGCAUUCACGACAAGUGCAUUCGUUUUCUGGAAAACAUUCUGGUUUCUCACUCUAUACGUUAUGCCACCAACUGGUAAGACUUUAUUUCAUUUGCUGAAUAGCCAUGGGUAG
Messenger RNA from Haemonchus placei, 414 nucleotides. The record is from the annotation of a GenBank genome assembly. Lineage: Eukaryota; Metazoa; Nematoda; Chromadorea; Rhabditida; Trichostrongylidae.